This is a messenger RNA of Planococcus citri (citrus mealybug), 2387 nucleotides long. It is a transcript of the gene Cht5, whose product is annotated as Chitinase 5. The record is from RefSeq and is a predicted model, not a curated record. The coding region runs from base 171 to 1835 and encodes 554 amino acids. Gene Ontology annotation, molecular function: chitinase activity; chitin binding. Gene Ontology annotation, cellular component: extracellular region. The transcript is spliced from 11 exons. Gene Ontology annotation, biological process: carbohydrate metabolic process; chitin catabolic process. Lineage: Eukaryota; Metazoa; Arthropoda; Insecta; Hemiptera; Pseudococcidae.
UCAAAUCUUUGUUGGAAGGGGAUAUGCAAGUUCAAUAUAAACAGAAGUAAACAUUACUUACUUAACAGAAUUGAACACAUUUGAUUCUACUUUUCAAUCGUUCGGAUAUUGGAACCAGUUCUUGAAUUGGUGGAGUCUGCGAAUAAGAGCUACAAUUAAAGAAUUGAAAAAUGAAUUCAGUAAAAGUAAUCGGUUUGCUGUGUGUUUUAUUCACAUUUGCAUAUGCCAAAUACACAUCUGAUCGAGGAAGAGUGGUAUGUUAUUUUAGUAAUUGGGCAAUUUAUAGGCCUGGCAUUGGAAGAUACACAAUCGAUGAUAUUCCAGGAGAUAUGUGCACUCAUGUAAUUUAUUCGUUUGUGGGUGUGAGUAAUGUCACUUGGGAAAUUUUGGUCAUAGAUCCAGAGGUUGACAUUGAUAUGAAUGGAUUCAAAAACUUCACAUCGCUGAGAAAUAAACAUCCCGGUUUAAAACUAGAGUUGGCUGUUGGUGGUUGGGGUGAUGGAGGUAAAAAGUAUUCCAGAAUGGUUUCAGUAAAAGAAAGAAGAGCAACUUUCAUUCAAAGUGUUGUUCAAUACAUGAAAGAAUUUGAUUUCGAUGGAUUUGAUGUUGAUUGGGAAUACCCGGGAGCUAGUGAUCGUGGUGGAUCAUUCAAUGACCGAAAUCUGUACUACUACUUCAUACAAGAAUUACGAAGAGCAUUCGACAAAGAAAAUCCAAAUUGGGAACUAACUAUUGCCGUGCCACUCGCUAAAUUCCGAUUACAAGAAGGUUAUUACGUGGAAGGACUUUGCCAAAUUGUCGACGCUGUUCAUGUAAUGUCAUACGACUUGAGAGGCAACUGGGCAGGAUUUGCAGAUGUACACAGUCCUCUUUACAAACGACCACACGAUCAAUGGGCGUAUUCUGCUUUGAACGUGAAUGAUGGUUUAGAACUAUGGGAAAAUCUCGGAUGUCCACCAAGAAAACUUGUCGUAGGAAUACCUUUCUAUGGUAGAACUUUUACAUUAAGUGCCAGUAAUCAAGAUUAUAAACUUGGUACCUAUAUAAAUAAAGAAGCUGGCGGUGGUAAACCUGGAAAUUACACAAAGGCGAAAGGAUUUCUAUCUUAUUACGAAAUCUGUAUGUUACUCAAAAAUGAAAGCAACGGUUGGACCCAAAAAUGGGACGAUGUUGGAAAAUGUCCUUACACCUAUAAAGAUACACAAUGGAUUGGAUAUGAAAAUCCCACCAGCGUACAAAUUAAAAUGGAUUUCAUUAAAAGUAAAGCAUACGGUGGUGCAAUGACUUGGGCGAUUGAUAUGGACGAUUUUAGAGGAGAGUGUGGUCCAGUAAAUCCCCUGAUUAAAAUUUUACACGAUAAUAUGGCCAAUUAUGUAGUAUUGGAUCGAGAAGUUGCGACUACACCCACGUCUGAGUGGGCGCGUCCACCAAGUACAUCUGGAAGUGACGUUUCUGUUCCUGGUACCACUAAAUUCACAACUAGCAUAAAAACGACGACAAAGGCGACUGAACCAACCACUUCUGAACGAACUACUCAAGAAAUUACCACCAAGUCGACGACUUAUUCAUCAACAGUUUCUUCAACACCUUUAGUCACCUCGAGUUCUAUUAAAUACCCUUCAACUUCAUCAACUACUGAAAGAGACAUUGAACAAGCUAUUGAAUGCAGAAUUGGAGAGUAUUUACCUCACAAUGACUGUGAUAAGUAUUAUAGAUGCGUGUAUGAUAAAAAAAUCGAAUUUACAUGUCGACCUGGAACUGUAUGGAAUCAAAAAAUGAUGACCUGUGAUUGGCCAGAAAAUAUAGAAAAAGAAAACUGCGUGUAUAAAAAAUGAGUAAACGGAGAUAAUGCGCGCUCAAAAUUUUAUUUGUCUAAAAGAAGUAGGUAGUUUCCCCUCAAAAUCCACCUAAUUACGCCAAUUUUUUUGGAAAUUUGAAGUGAACAAACUCUUCAAGUAAGUAGGUGGUAAGGUUCUUCGGCAUUGGUCAUGUUAUGCAUCUACCGUCUACGCACACACGCACACGUUCUUGAUGAGUCAAAAAUAUACCAUCAAUAGACACAAAAUAAUUUCUAAAUUUUUAUAAUUUUUCACAAAUUUUCGUGUUUUUUAUAAUUAUUACUUUUAGACAUUUGAAUUAAUUUAAUGUAAGUAAUUAUAGUAUUUAUGAUUUUGCUUUGUGAUCUCUUUCAAAAUAUUUUAAAUUGAAUUUUGAUUCAAUAAAGAACCCUGUUAUAUUUUCAAUAAUAAUAUAUGGCAUUUAAUAAGUACCAUAGAUUUUCCUGUAGAUAGGUACUUACCUAGGUAAAACAAUCUUGAUAAACAUAAUAAACGAAAAUGUAAUCAUCGCAAUAAAUAAUAUGUUGAUUUCAUUGAUAUGAAUCCGUA